Solanum verrucosum is the source of this 600-nucleotide messenger RNA. RefSeq lists its product as uncharacterized. Lineage: Eukaryota; Viridiplantae; Streptophyta; Magnoliopsida; Solanales; Solanaceae. The record is from RefSeq and is a predicted model, not a curated record. Bases 1 to 600 code for a protein of 199 amino acids. Gene Ontology annotation, molecular function: nucleic acid binding; RNA-DNA hybrid ribonuclease activity. The transcript has a single exon.
AUGGAGCAAAUAGAGGAGAUGUUGAUGAAGCUAGUAAGAGGAGUGUAUCCUUGGAUAAGAGCAGAAAAAGCAAAUUGGCCACACCUAAUAGCAAAAUUGCAGAACUAUAAGCCCAAGAUAUAUCACUACAAUGUAGUUUGGCAAAGGCCAGAGAGAGACAAAGUAAAAUACAACACAGAUGGUGCAAGUAAAGGUAACCCUGGAGAUAGUUCCUUUGGAUUUUGCAUUAGAAAUCAUGAAGGUAACUUACUGUAUGCAAAGGCAAAAAGAAUUGGAGUGACAACAAACACAAAGGUUGAAUCAAUGGCAAUCUUGGAGGCUUUGCAGUACUGCAUGGGGAAGGAACUAAUGGGAGUUAUAGUUGGAAAUAGAUUCUUUGAGCCUAAAAAAAUGAUUGAAAAACAGUGGAAGGUACCAUGGGAGAUGGUAGAAAGGAUUGAGGAAAUAAAAGUUCUUGUACACAAGCUACAAGCUACAUUAACUCAUACAUUUAGAGAAGGAAAUUGUGUAGCAGACUCUUUAGCAAAUGAGGUGGUGGAAUCACAAACCACAAAGGAUUUCAGGAGCUACCAAGUUCAAUCAGAAGACAUAUUAAUUUAG